AAUUCUCUUACAUACACUCAGACACACACGCCUUCUCUCUCUCGCACACUUAUAUAUAUACAUAAACACACACACGCCACACACAUGCUCACGCACACACACCCGGUUCAUCAGAGCCCAACAUACCUGUGCAGGCUGUUGGGGGGGGGGGGAGCGCGGUGCCGGAGGGGCUCUUUGCGGCGUCGUUGUCUCUGAGGGUGCUGUGCUAUCAUUUGGGGAAGAAGCGGGUCUCAGUUGUUUUCUCUUUCCUCUUCCUCUCAUUCCUGGAAUGCUAAAACUGGACUGAUGGACAUUUCCGAACUUUGUCUUCCAGACCCUCUCAGCUAUCAUAACCAGGCUUUGUUGUCCAAAUCAUUAGAGAGAUUCCUGAGUCCAAUGGCCACGCUGGAGACCUCUCAUUUCUGGCUGCUGAAUAGAAUGGCCGCUGAUGAACGGCAUCUACCGUCUAGCUGUGGGUCCUACAUCAAGACAGAGCCAUCCAGCCCCUCCUCGGUCAUCGACACGGUCAGCCACCACAGUCCCAGCGGAAAUUCGGACGCCAGCGGCGGCUAUGUCAGUACCAUGAACAGCCACUCUAACGGCCUGGACUCUCCACCCAUGUUCACCCCCGGUGGACUCGGCGCCGGCUCCUGCCGCAAGCGCUACGACGAUUGCUCCAGCACCAUCAUGGAGGACUCGUCCAUAAAGUGCGAAUACAUGUUAAACUCCCUCCCCAAGAGGCUCUGCCUGGUCUGUGGAGAUAUAGCCUCGGGGUAUCACUAUGGGGUAGCUUCUUGUGAGGCCUGCAAAGCCUUUUUUAAAAGGACAAUACAAGGUAACAUAGAAUACAGCUGUCCUGCCACAAACGAAUGUGAGAUCACAAAACGGCGACGCAAAUCAUGUCAGGCUUGUCGCUUCAUGAAAUGCCUCAAAGUGGGGAUGCUCAAAGAAGGUAAGAAGAGGGUUCGUUUGGACCGUGUGCGAGGGGGCAGACAGAAGUACAAGCGGAGGCUGGACACAGAAAACAACCCAUACCUGGGCUUGACACUCCCCCCUCCUACUAAAAAGCCUCUCACAAAGAUAGUGUCUCACCUGUUGGUGGCCGAGCCAGAAAAGAUCUACGCCAUGCCUGACCCGACCAUGCCAGAGAGUGACAUCAAGGCUCUCACCACGCUGUGUGACCUGGCUGACCGCGAGCUCGUGGUCAUCAUUGGCUGGGCCAAACACAUCCCAGGCUUCUCCACCCUCUCUCUGGGAGACCAGAUGAGCUUACUGCAGAGCGCCUGGAUGGAAAUCCUCAUCCUCAGCAUCGUGUUCCGCUCAUUGCCAUACGAGGAUGAGCUGGUGUACGCCGAGGACUACAUCAUGGACGAGGAGCACUCGCGGCUGACGGGUCUGCUUGACCUCUAUGUCUCCAUCCUGCAGCUGGUGCGGAAGUACAAGAAGCUCAAGGUGGAGAAGGAGGAGUUUGUGACCCUCAAAGCCAUCGCUCUCGCCAACUCAGACUCCAUGCACAUAGAAGACAUGGAGGCGGUCCAGAAACUGCAGGACGCUCUCCACGAGGCCCUUCAGGACUUCGAGAGCAGCCAGCAUCAGGAGGACCCGCGACGGGCUGGCAAGCUGCUCAUGACGCUGCCCCUGCUGAGGCAGACUGCAACUAAGGCUGUGCAGCACUUUUACAGCAUUAAGGUGCAGGGCAAGGUGCCCAUGCACAAACUCUUCCUGGAGAUGCUGGAGGCCAAGGUCUGAUUGGAGGCUGAGGGCUGCAACAAGAAGACAGAGAGUGACUUGAAUCGUGGCUGAGGGAUCUCAGGAGACAGAAUCGGCCAUGUAGUUUGCAAAGCAGAGACUGACAACUCCUCCUCUUUGUGGAACCUUGGGACUUUAAAUUCAAAAAAGAAAAAAAAAAAACAAGUGGAAAACUUGGGUUAUUAGUAUAAAUAUAAAAUGAUGCAGAUUAAUUUAAAAUAUAUAAUAAAUGCUAUGUACAGUAAUAAUUUUCUUUUUGUAAUUGUCAGUGGUCAUGCUCUAUAUGAAGGACCUUCCUGCCCCUUUGCAUCUUCAGAACAAGUAAAAAGUUCCUAAAAAAAAAUAUUGUUCUGAAGAAAGCAAAGGCGUCAACAACCAUAAGCAGACUCGUGUGUUGUUGUUUUUUGUCUGGACUUAACCAGGACAUGUAAAUAAUUACUACCGUACUUGGAAAGCUGAGUGUACAGUUCGAAAUCCGACAAACUUGGUAACCAUGUUUUCUUCUUCUCCUCCUGCAAAAGAAAAAAAAUGUAAAAAAAGAGAGAAAUGAGGAAAAUUGUUACCUAAAUGUGAACUCUUAUCAAUUAAAUGUCCUUGGAUUAAUAUACCUCUCCUGAACAGUAAGCAGUGUGAUCUUAGUGGAUCCUUCUCAGACUGAAAGACUCGCUGAAUCCAUGUUUAACCAACCUAGCAUAGGCAGGUAAAAUAGUCUUAUGUAGUAAUUCAGCAAUAAGAGGGACUGUGGAAAAGCCAUGCUUAAUUUCCAGUGUUUCAUGUGCUUUUCUUUGCUGCUGUUGCCUAAAGACCAUGCCUGUUCAUAGUCACUUUCACCUAUGCCAGUCACCACUUGUUCCCCUGUUGUACACUCAUAUUUCUCCUCUAGUGAAGAAGUUUGUGUUGGUGCUUCUCAAGCACUAAACCCCCAGAUUCAGCUGUCGCUUAAGCCUGUGGAAAUUGCUUCUUGACAUGCAAAUAGAUGACCGGAUUCAGUCUAGGUGAAAGAUAAUCAGCAGUUUCGGUGUGGUAGUUUCAAAGGAUUUAUGCCGAGUGGCAGAAGUCUAUGAGAUUCCUUGUUCAAACAAUCAGAGGCCUAUAUGUCAACCACGCUAUUUUGGGCUCUUUAAGCCAGAGGGAGCAAGGUGUCCGGCAUCUGCUCUCACCAUUUUAGACACCUUCCAUCUUUUAAUAGCAGCGCCUGCAUUUAUGGGGCUUCAGCUGAAUGGAGGUAAAUAGCAGGUGCAAAGGAGGAGCUGCGGCGCUUUACACUGGGUUUAUUUUUACCCAGUGGGGGGGGCGGUUGUCCGUACAGCCUCUGGACCAGGAGUACAAUGAACACGUGGACCACUCCUUGACCUCAUGUUGACACGGUGGCCAACGCAGAAUAACACCCUUCCUGCCGGCACCCGUGAGAAUCUCUGGCGCCCGAUCAUGCACAUGUGAACAGCUAUGCAAGAAACAAAGUGUGCAUGCCUCAAAGGGCAACGGUGUGUCUGUGCAAGGUGUGAUCUCUGGUGGGGGGAAAAUUGUCCUGCUUCUUCCCGUGUUUAGGUCCAUUACGCUAAGUGUGAGUAAUGCUUCAGUGCCAUCCGCCGCCCUCCACGUGCAGGGGAAUGUGCUGGUAGGGAAUGCUUAUACUGCUGUAGUGAUAAAUUGUGGCUAUGUCACAACAAUAUGAUACUGUGAUCAAAGGAAUCCCUGACAUUGCAUAGGUUAGAGUUGCGGCUACGCUUGUGAUAUCAAAGGCUAGUGGCGAUCGAGCGGUCAGCAGCUGCCUGAAUGGCCACUUAAUGGAGAAUAACUACUCCCUAGAUCAUCCUACACCUCCCUACUUGAACUACCCAGUGAACAAACGCUGCUGUAGAAGGUGAAAUUUAAGUUGUUUUACUGUUGUGCAAUACAACAGGGACCAAUUCUGACUGAAAUCAUGCUAAAGGCAUGUGUUUAGACAGCAUAUUCAAACUCUUUUAGAUAUAAAACAGUGUAAUUAGAUUUCAUUUGCACAUAUUUCAGUUAAAAUUGCAGUAAAAAGAAAGAGAUAGCAAAGAAAAAAAUUCAAAUAGAGGAAUGAAUAAUUGCAACAGUUUUUCUCCUGCAAAAUGGCACUGUAUUACAUAUAAGACUUAUAUUAUAGGCAUGGGCCAGUGUGAGUCUCAACUUGAGUAGAAAUAUCACCAUUACAAGGUAUCACUGUUGUAACAAAGCAAUUUAAAACUGAAACACACAAUAAGAUCUAAAUGCUUUUAUGCAAUUCCCAACUGUAGUUUCAAAAUAGAGUUCUCAUAAUAAGAGCCAGUUAAACUUCCACAACAUUCCCAUAUGGAGAUUUUUAACUGCAGAAACAAAAAUAUGGAAACUUGCAGCCAUAUUGGGAAGGGAAUGCUUAUCGGGAUAAAUUGUGACUAUCACAACAUUUUGAUACUGUGAUCAAAAUAAUUUCUGACAUUGCACAAGUUAUAGUGGCCACACAAGCCCAUAUAGUGUUCAUCCAACUCUCCCCUACUUGCUCUUGCCCCUGUCCAACUAACUGAUUUCUAGAAGGUAGUUAUUUUAAUGUUGAGCAAUACAGCAAGGACCAGUUUUGACUGAAAACACUAAGUGCUUUUAGAGUGAGCAACAUUUUGAAUAAUUUUUCUUAUAUUUGAAAUAAUUUUGGUCAAAACAAUGCAAUCUUUAAUUUGCACUCACAUCAAUAAAUAUUUUUAAAAAAGCUAUUCUUUUGUAAACAAAAUUUUAUAGACGGUCAAAAUUCUUGGGAAUAAUUUUGAACUUUUGAUCAUUUUUCUCUGCAUUGACACUACAGUAAGUGAAAGACAGAACUUACUGUGUGUGGGCCAGUAUAAGAAUCUCAUCUUGAGUAAAAAUAUGGUUGAUAAAGAUUUAAAACAAAAAUGUACAACAUGAUCACUUGAUUUGAGACAGCUUGCCAUAUGUUAUUAAGAGUGAUGGCUGGUCCAUGCUUUCCAGAAAUAAUAUCAAACUUUCAAUUCAGUCUUUUUUGUAAGUGUAAGAAAAACUUAAAAGGUUUCUUUAAGCCAGAACGUCGGUGGUGUUCAGCAAAAUGUGGGGGAAGGGCAGCAGUACAUUACUCUAUGCAACACAUAGCCAGAGAAAUCUCCUCUCAGUCAGACAAUUUUCCCUGGCAUCUAAUUAAAAUAACUUUAAACCAUAGGAAUGGCAUAGGGGCUGACUUUUUUAAAAUCUGGAUUAGAGUAACCGGCUCAUGCCUACUUACAAGUUGUUUCUGUAUGUGUAUUGUAAAUAUAUUAGCAUCAACAACAGUAGGUUGCCGAAAUACCACUGGAGAACUAAGUAUGCAGCGUCCCGCUGGCUACUACCUCAUCAACAUAUUAUCAAUGUACCUCUGGUUCAACUUUCUGCUCUCAUCUGUGACAUACCUGAGCCAUUAUUGUUUUUAUCAACCACCAAAAAAAUAAAAUUUUUCAGUGCUCCUGCCAAAACAUUUGUAAUUGUAGUCAUGUUUCUUCUUAUCCCACUCAUUCUUCACAGGCGUUUGUAAAGGUAAAGCAUGCUUCAUGUCGACCGUACAACUUUACCGUUAGGGUGGAGCAAAGUGGGUGUGUGUUUAUAAGAGCAUUGUUGUGUCAGAAUUGGUCCCUUGAGAGAAAUUGCAAACAGGGAGCAGGUAACUGAUUUCCUGCGUCUGUGUUGAGUAUUUAUGGUGUGAAAUAUAUCAUUUGGCAAUGGUGUACAUUGAUAUCUUUAAUUGUUGAAUCACCAAUAUCUGUGUAACUUCUGUUUUGAUUUUCAAAAAGGUAAAGGAUCAAUGAAUUAAAUACUCAAUGAACUCUGA
Molecule: messenger RNA, 5539 nt
Organism: Xiphophorus couchianus (Monterrey platyfish)
Lineage: Eukaryota; Metazoa; Chordata; Actinopteri; Cyprinodontiformes; Poeciliidae
Gene: esrrb
Product: estrogen-related receptor beta
Exons: 8
Coding region: 286-1728 (480 amino acids)
Biological process (GO): regulation of DNA-templated transcription
Cellular component (GO): nucleus
Molecular function (GO): nuclear steroid receptor activity; zinc ion binding; steroid binding
Source: RefSeq, a predicted model, not a curated record